GAUUCCUUUGUCAGUACUAUGAGGCAUGAAGCUCCUGACAUGGUUCACGAACGCCGUGAUGAAUAAACGCAUAACAGUGUCGCUCGCCGUGGCAAGGCGCGAGUAGAUGGGCCCAAGGUGGGUGCUUUACAUGCAGGCGUCCAGCGCCAAUCCGCACCAUCGAUCUGCAGAGUACAUUGGGGCUUGAGGUCCUUCGCGUAGACUUCCGCUCAAUCAAAGGUUGAAGCCUCCGACAGGCGACGCGCCAGAGAUCAUCGCAUAUGAUGUGGCUCAGCAGCUUCCUGGCGCUUGGCUUCCGCUGCCCAGCAAGCGAGCUAUGUCGCAUGUGCCGGUGACAUGGGCUUUAACUUGAGCAUGCGCAGUUUUCUUCUCGUCGGUUGUGAGGAUCCGCGGACGUUUCUCUUUAGAGUACCCACCGCCAUCCUUAACACUCCCAGGUACCGAACAAUCGCGCAGAGCCGUGGCUCGCGUGCCCGACAACCUCGAAGGGACGUUGAAGUACGGUACUCCACUCUAUGUACCUAUGAUAACUCUCUCCAUGCUGAUCCCAAUCGCAUCGCUUCACAUCCUCGAUGCGGGGUUCGCAUCCGACAUCUAACUAUUCCUGCUAGUCUUCGCGAUCGCUCCCCAGGUAGUACCGGUAGUAAAAGUUCAUCAGACGUGGCUUGGAUCGAUUUCCAUGACGGGAGCCUUCCUUGGUACCAGAUUCCUUCCGCAGCCGCGUCGAAUUCCCGCCGCCGCCGCCGCGUCGCAGUGAGGUUUAUUUCGCCAGGCGUCGCAGUGAGGUUUAUUUCGCCAGGCGUCGCAGUGAGGUUUAUUUCGCCAGGCGUCGCACCCGGAUGCCGUCUCCGCUUCCGCUCGUCUACCAUCCCCAUUCUCAGCGGCCGGCCGGAACCACCUUCUUCUCCAUCGCAUGCAUUCCUAACCAUGAAUUUCUGGUGGAAGCGCAGGAUCGAUUACAGACAAGAUUCCUCUGAGCUCUUCCACCCAGGGAUGGCGCAUGGAUGACGUACCGAAUCUCGGCCUGCCAGGCUUCCAGACUGUCUGGCGGCAGCAAGAAGAGGGAAAACUUGAAGUUAAUGACCGCGAGGAAAGCGUGGAAGAACAGGGCCAUGGGAGGGGCAAAUAAAGAGUGAUCCUCCCC
Messenger RNA from Tricharina praecox, 1144 nucleotides. RefSeq lists its product as uncharacterized. The coding region runs from base 337 to 1008 and encodes 223 amino acids. The transcript is spliced from 3 exons. NCBI's taxonomy places the organism in Eukaryota, Fungi, Ascomycota, Pezizomycetes, Pezizales, Pyronemataceae. The record is from RefSeq and is a predicted model, not a curated record.